GUCUGUUCACCUUUUACAGAGUGCAACAGGAGGAGCUGAUAACAGAAAAUGGGUUUGUGACCAGCAGCUCUCCAGACUGGCUGGCAGUGAAACCAAAGAAAAGACACCGGCAGCAAUCUGUGGAGGAACACCAGCCACAGGGUGAAAGUGGUCAAAGAAAGAAAAAAAGGAAGGAGGCUGGACUGAAAGAGCAGAGGCAUCAUCCUGUGGAAGAAACUGUGGAGACUGGAAAUGUGGAGAGUGUGAAAAAACGAAAGAAAACAAUAGAAGAUGAUGGAAAGUGUAAUAUUCAAAAGAAACAUUGCAAAAAAAAGAAAGAUAAAUCCAGCAAAGAUCAAACCAGACAGGAUUGUUCCAGAAAAAGAGCCAGUCCUGGAUGUUUGGGGAAAGCUCCCUCAGAACCUACUGCUCCGACACCACUCUCUAAACAAGCAGAAGGAAUAAAUGUUUCAAAUGAUUUUCCGCCUCCAAGGAAAGUGGGAGUGCAGGCAAUAGACAGUGAGUAUUCAUCCAGCAGCAUCAGUGAGAGUGACCAUCCGCAGGCAAAGAAUCCUCAGCUAGCAACAGGUCACAGCAUCUCCAAGAGUGAGGGGAAGGGCAACUCGACAAAGAAACAUCCCAACUCUCGACAUGGGAAGAGACCUGCCCAGACUGACCUUACCCCUAAAAUGGCUGGAGUAAGUACAGACAGCAGCUCGGACUCUCAGAGCAGUGACUUUCAAACACCUAGAGUUAAGAAAGCACUCACUCUGAAUCACAGAGCUCUGCCUCCAGUGGAAAGGAUAUCUGGCCAUUCUGAAAAUGGUAAGUCUCGUGCUGCCAGGACAUCACCUACAGCUGCUUCAGACUCUCAAGGUUCUGAAUCAGAGCAAACCAAGAGCAGAGCUGGAAGUGAAGAUGCUGCAGCUGCAGCGCCAGGCCAAACUAACACCGAGGGAUAUCGCCCAACGCCUGCUACCCUGCAACCUAAGCCAGCAGAGCAUUCUGACUUCGGACAGGGCAAUGGAAGGGGGCGAGGUCGAGGAUUUAAUGGAUUCCCAUGGAGAGGGGGACGUCAGCAGCGAGGUGCGUUCCGGGGCAGGGGCAGAGGAACUGGCUGCUUUUACUAUAACUAUGAAAAUAGCCAGGAACCCAAACCUGGAGAAUCAAAUCAAACGUUAACUAAUAAGCAACCUGUUGUCGAGAGUUCUCCUGGGGCUCCCAAGAGAGACUACAGCAAACUUCCACUCCUAGCUGCACCACCUGAAGUGGGAGAAAGAAUUGCCUUUAAGAUGUUGGAACUAUCAGAGAAUUACACACCAGAGCUGUCAGACUACAAGGAAGGAAGAAUUGUGAGUUACAAUGCCAGUACCCAAGAAGUGGAGCUGUGUUUGGAUUCCAUGUCCACAGAACGUUCUAAAGAGCCUGGGAAGUUUGACCUUAUUUAUCCAACAAAGAACGGUGAGGAUGUGGUGGAGUAUGCAGUGGCAAGACAGCCCCAGGUAACUGAAAGUUGGAGCGCUCUGGUCGAACCUCGUCUGAUUGUGACACCUAGUGCCGAGCCAGUAGCUGUGGAGUUGGCCUAAGUGACCACCACCAUCGGCCCACCUCCGCCCCCCUCCCUCCGCCCCAUCUCUGCCCUCACUGCUUGUUGUGCAGGGAUUGUUCUGCUAAUGUAGCUCCAUUCCUGCACGAUCCUGCCUGUCCUGUUCACCAUACUGUAGUGUCCUGACUGCAGAAUGUGGAGCUGGGCUUUCGGGAACGGCUGUGGUUGUAUAUUUUCUGAGAUUGCAGUUCUGCUGGGAAUGGUCUUUUGUGAAUUGUUUAAUAAAUGUUUUUUUUUCUAA
Messenger RNA from Chiloscyllium plagiosum (whitespotted bambooshark), 1826 nucleotides. Lineage: Eukaryota; Metazoa; Chordata; Chondrichthyes; Orectolobiformes; Hemiscylliidae. The record is from RefSeq and is a predicted model, not a curated record.